Molecule: messenger RNA, 1856 nt
Organism: Sorex fumeus (smoky shrew)
Lineage: Eukaryota; Metazoa; Chordata; Mammalia; Eulipotyphla; Soricidae
Gene: SEPSECS
Product: Sep (O-phosphoserine) tRNA:Sec (selenocysteine) tRNA synthase
Exons: 11
Coding region: 34-1551 (505 amino acids)
Biological process (GO): selenocysteine incorporation; conversion of seryl-tRNAsec to selenocys-tRNAsec
Molecular function (GO): tRNA binding; O-phosphoseryl-tRNA(Sec) selenium transferase activity
Source: RefSeq, a predicted model, not a curated record
GUCGUGGUCCCCGCACCGUCGCCCCCCGCCGGCAUGAACCGCGAGAGCUUCGCGGCGGGCGAGCGGCUCGUGUCCGCCGCCUACGUGCGGCAGGGCUGUGAGGCCCGCCGCUCGCACGAGCACCUCAUCCGGCUGCUUCUGGAGAAGGGCAAGUGUCCAGAGGACGGCUGGGAUGAAAGUACACUUGAACUCUUCCUACAUGAAUUGGCAAUCAUGGAUAGCAACAAUUUCCUGGGCAAUUGUGGUGUGGGAGAAAGGGAAGGGAGAGUGGCUUCGGCUUUAGUCGCCCGGCGGCAUUACAGGUUCAUUCAUGGAAUUGGACGAUCGGGUGAUAUUUCUGCCGUGCAACCCAAAGCUGCAGGUUCUAGUCUAUUGAACAAAAUUACCAAUUCUUUGGUUCUGGACAUCAUAAAAUUGGCUGGUGUCCAGACGGUGGCCAACUGCUUUGUAGUUCCUAUGGCAACUGGUAUGAGUCUAACCUUGUGUUUUUUAACAUUGCGACACAAAAGACCAAAGGCGAAGUAUAUUAUAUGGCCACGGAUAGAUCAGAAAUCCUGCUUUAAAUCUAUGGUUACUGCGGGUUUUGAGCCCGUGGUGAUAGAGAACAUUCUAGAAGGUGAUGAGCUGCGCACAGACCUGACCGCGGUGGAGGCUAAAGUUCAGGAACUUGGGCCUGAUUACAUUCUGUGUGUUCAUUCGACCACGUCCUGUUUUGCUCCACGGGUGCCUGAUCGGUUAGAAGAGCUGUCUGUGAUUUGUGCUAAGUAUGGAAUUCCGCACAUCGUCAACAAUGCUUACGGAGUGCAGUCUUCCAAGUGUAUGCAUCUCAUUCAGCAGGGGGCUCGGGUUGGGAGAAUUGAUGCUUUCGUCCAGAGCUUGGACAAAAAUUUUAUGGUUCCAGUAGGUGGCGCUAUAAUUGCUGGAUUCAACGAGGCCUUCAUUCAGGAAAUCAGCAAGAUGUAUCCAGGGAGAGCGUCUGCUUCCCCUUCUCUGGACGUCCUUAUCACUUUACUGUCACUUGGAUCGAACGGCUACAAAAGGUUGUUAAAAGAAAGAAAGGAAAUGUUUUCUUAUUUGUCAAGCCAACUGAAGACACUGUCAGAAGCCUAUGGAGAAAGGCUCUUGCAGACACCUCACAACCCCAUAUCUUUAGCUGUGACACUUCAGACACUGGAUGAACCCCGUGACAAAGCUGUCACUCAACUUGGCUCCAUGCUUUUCACCCGGCAGGUUUCUGGGGCCAGGGUGGUGCCUCUUGGGUCUGUGCAAACCGUGAAUGGCUACACUUUCAAAGGCUUUAUGUCCCAUGCAAAUAAUUACCCGUGCACUUACCUCAAUGCUGCAGCAGCCAUUGGCAUGACGAAACAGGAUGUGGACUUGUUCAUAAAGAAAUUAGACAAGUGUCUAAAGACAGUAAGGAAAGAACAGAGUAAAGAGAUUGAUGUAUGCCAAGUCGACAAUCACGGUGAAACCAAAGAUGUAGGUCUAAAAGAAAUGGCUUUGAAACUAGAUAAUCUCCGGCUCUACACAUACCAGGAUUCUUCUUCAUGAUACGCAAGAGUUUCUUUGGUACUUGGAGGGAAGCGGUUACUCUGCAGGGCAAGCAAGCAAGUUAAAGACAAGACUUGAGAUUUUCUGGCUCGAGAGUUUCAGCUGUUGAAAAUAUUUGACCAAGGAAUAGAAUACAGUCUGAGCUAACCUCUUUUAUAAUUGUUAACACCUUUUAUUAUGAGACUGCCUGAAUCUUUAUGCUGCUUAAUAGAUUAUAAUAUACACUAAGACUUUUUCUGUUAGAGUCAUUGUCAGCUGAGAUACGAUCCAGAUCAUUCUUGCUAAUCUGACAAUAAAAUACAUCU